Messenger RNA from Zychaea mexicana, 191 nucleotides. RefSeq lists its product as uncharacterized. The record is from RefSeq and is a predicted model, not a curated record. NCBI's taxonomy places the organism in Eukaryota, Fungi, Mucoromycota, Mucoromycetes, Mucorales, Lichtheimiaceae. The coding region runs from base 9 to 191 and encodes 60 amino acids. The transcript has a single exon.
UGGAAAAAAUGUUCCUGGUGGUAUCUCGAUUAAAUAAUAUUUCAUUCUGGUUAUUACCACCUUCUUUGAUUCUUUUAGUAGCUAGUGCUUUCGUAGAAAAUGGAGCAGGUACAAUAACUGAAUAUGUAAUGAAUAUUAAAGAAUUAACAGACAUCUUAUUAUUAAAUAAUAAUAUUGAUAUUAGUUUAUAG